AUGAAUACUUGUUUGAUCUUCUUCCUCUUCUACACAACAAUUCUCAAUUACUGUCUCUACUUCUCUGUUUCAUCAUCAACACCUCUUCUCCUCCAUCUCUCUCACUCCCUCUCAACCUCAGAACACUCUUCCUCUCCUCUUCACCUCCUCAAAUCAUCCUCCUCCCGUUCCUCAUCCCGCUUCCGCCGUCACCACCACAAACACCACCAAAAACAACAACUUUCCCUCCCUAUCUCAUCCGGCAGCGAUUACCUCCUCUCCCUCUCCGUCGGCUCGUCCUCCUCAGCCGUAUCCCUCUACUUAGACACCGGCAGCGACCUCGUCUGGUUCCCUUGUCGUCCUUUCACUUGCAUCCUCUGUGAAUCCAAACCAAUCCCUCCUUCUCCUCCCUCCCCUAUCUCCUCAUCUUCCAUCACCGUCCCCUGCUCUUCCCCUUCUUGCUCCGCCGCUCACUCCUCCCUUCCUUCCUCCGACCUCUGCGCUAUCUCCAACUGCCCUCUUGAUUUCAUCGAGACCGGUGACUGCAACACUUCUUCUUACCCUUGUCCACCUUUCUACUACGCUUACGGUGACGGCUCUCUCGUCGCGAAACUCUACUCCGACUCGCUCUCUCUCCCUUCCGUCUCC
This is a messenger RNA of Camelina sativa (false flax), 627 nucleotides long. The record is from RefSeq and is a predicted model, not a curated record. NCBI's taxonomy places the organism in Eukaryota, Viridiplantae, Streptophyta, Magnoliopsida, Brassicales, Brassicaceae.